UGUAAACUAGAUCUCAAAUGAUGAGCAACAAAAUGAGCAUUGUACUAUUUGCACUAUUCUUCGUAUCGACAACCGCAAAUAUACCUGAACCAACGGACCCAUGUGUGACUGUAAAGAAUUCCCUUUUACUUGCCUCACAACUUGUUAAACAACUACAGGGUACUUGCAAUGAAAAUGUAACAACUGGAGGGAAUCAAGAAAUGGCAAAUUACAUAGAAUGCGCUACUAAAGGAGAUGUGAGAGAUAUGAAACAAGAAUUGAUGUCAUUGCGUGGUUUAGUACAGAGCUGUAGAAAAGACACGUGUGGCGUAUUUUAUCCAAGAGACUGUCAGGACCUCUUGCUUCAAGGUCACAGGGAGAGUAGGGUGUACACAAUUUUUCCAAAGAACGGGUCUAGCUUCCAGGUUUUCUGUGAUCAAGAAACAGACGGUGGUGGAUGGACGGUAAUAAACAUCAAAUUGAAAUUAACAACGAGCACAUGUCUUUUUUCCCUACUCUUUGUAAUCAUGAAGAAUCCUUAUUGUAGUGAACAAAAAGAAUGA
Messenger RNA from Saccostrea cuccullata (small rock oyster), 542 nucleotides. Its product is annotated as intelectin-1-like. The coding region runs from base 18 to 542 and encodes 174 amino acids. The record is from RefSeq and is a predicted model, not a curated record. Lineage: Eukaryota; Metazoa; Mollusca; Bivalvia; Ostreida; Ostreidae. Gene Ontology annotation, molecular function: oligosaccharide binding. The transcript has 2 exons.